UGUGCGUGGAUUUACGUUGGAAAGCUUCAAACUUUGGGUUUGAUUCUUUUUGGUUUACUUUGUUGAUUAUUUUGUACAUCACUAAGCUCCAACCAUCGCCACAUACUAAGUGUUGAUACCCUCUUGAUGCCUCUGAAUCUGAUUGGACUCAACAUUUACACAUACAUAUAUGACACAUAAUAAUUACUAAUCACUCCAAUAAGUUUUGUCUUUUGCCUUGAAAUUUGGUAUCAAGUUUGAUCUGUUUCAACUUUCAAGAAAUUGGUUGCUCCCUUGAUUCAAUGGCGUCUUCUGGAGUGUCAACUGCCAUGUUAUCCAGAAAUUUUAGCACAUCAUUGGCAUCGGCAUUGCUGGAAUGGUUUCUGAUCUUUUUCCUUUUUGUUGAUGCUGUAUUUUCUUAUGUCAUUACAAAGUUUGCUAGUUACUGCAAAUUGCAAACCCCAUGCCUCUUUUGUUCAAGGCUUGAUCAUGUGUUAGGAAAGCAGAAAACAGGAUUCUAUUGGGAAUUGAUUUGCAGUGCUCAUAAAUUGGAGAUUUCUUCAUUGGUUCUUUGUCGCGCGCAUGAUAAGCUUGUUAAUGUUCAAGGAAUUUGCCAAAACUGCCUCUUUUCUCUUGCUAACAUCAAUAAAACCAAUGCUGAAAAUUGCAACUUAGUAGGUAAAUUUGGGGAUGAAUCUGCCUCCAGGUUUGAUCAGGAUCUAUUACUUGGUGACCGGAUUGAAACACGGUGUUCUUGUUGCAAUGAGCAAAGGAUUUUCAAUUCUUAUGAUGAAAGAUUGGCUUUCAGUAAGUCAAUUGAGUCUGAAGUUGUGGAUCUUGAUGAGUUAGAAGCUGUUAGAGACAAUUUACAUGACAAGAAAAGGAGAGCAAAACCAUCAGUAUCAUUCAGAGUUUCAAACCUUAGAAAUAGCCAGCUUGACCCUUUGUCUCAUGUAGGUUAUACAGAAGUCAAGGUUACUUCUGAUACUGAGUCUGAAUCUGAACUUCCCUUAUCCGAAGAUGACGAUACCAAUAUACCAGUUUCUGUAAAGGAUGAUACCAAGGAAGAUGUAAAACUACCAUGUGAAGACAUAGAGCCUACCAUCAUUGAUCUAAAUAAGGCUUCAGGGAAGCCCAGGAGUUUAGCUCCUCCACUUGAGCCAUUACUAUCAGAGCCGGAAAUUCAGUUAGAAAAUACGGAUACUCAUGCUAUAAAAUCUGUAUCAGAAGCAAUGGGAAGUGAGAAUAAUGAAGAAGAACUUGAUUGGCAACAGGCUGAAAAAAAUGCUGAUGCUACCACAGUAUCAAAGGAAAGCUAUGAAUUGACAACAAAUGAAGUUGGGCUAGCAUCUGAUAAAAGAUCUGCCAUGGAUUGUGAGGAAAUCAUCAAGUUAGGCAAUAAGCAAACAACAUCCGAAGCAGGUUCUGAACCAAACCCGGUUUCUAGUGACAGUUUUCAGCAAAAUCCCAUUAUAUUGGAUCUUGGUGAUGCUUAUAAGCUAGCUGUUGGUAACAAAGGAAGACAGUUAUCCGGCAUUCUUGCUGAACAAUGGCUUGGUAAAGAUUCUACAAGAGUUAGCGAAGAUUUGAAGAUGAUGUUGUCACAAUUCUCUGCCACUCGAGGAACUGAUCUGUCUAUGAAUGAUAUCAGUCCCAGAUUGUCUAUAAACAGUGACGAAAUGAAGAAUUCUGAUGUUUCUAACUCUACCGGAAUGCAGAUACUUCAAAAGAUGAUAUCACUCGAGCGAAAUGAGUCCGGCUUGUCUCUGGAUGGAAGCAUUGUGAGUGAAAUCGAAGGUGAAAGCGCGGUUGACAGACUAAAAAGGCAAGUUGAUCAUGACAGGAAACUGAUGAGUGCUUUGUAUAAAGAGCUGGAGGAAGAAAGAAAUGCUUCUGCAGUUGCUGCUAAUCAAGCACUAGCCAUGAUCACAAGGCUGCAGGAAGAAAAGGCAGCAUUACAUAUGGAAGCCUUGCAGUAUUUAAGAGUGAUGGAUGAGCAAUCAGAGUAUGAUACCGACGCUUUGCAAAAGGCGAACGAUGCUAUUUCUGAGAAGGACAGAGAGAUUGAGGAAUUGGAAGCAAAGCUUGAUUUUUAUAGGAAGAAAUUCCCUGAUGAAUCAACGAAUGAAAAUGUUUUGGUGACAAACUUUGAGAUGAAGGUGAAGGAUAUUGGAUUGGAUAACUCACAAUGUUCUGCCAUCGAAAGCGAAGAAAGUAUUCUUGGAAAAUCAGUUACUGAAAAUCCUAUUAUAUCUGACAAAGCUCAAGAGUUAGUCACAUCUUUGGAGGGGGAAAAUGUUCAACUUGUGAAAAAUUCAUCAUUGAAGUUUCAAGAGGAAAGGCUGUAUAUUUCGGAACGGUUGAAGAAGCUGGAGAAGCAAGUUUACCUUUUCUUGAAUAUGCAUCACUCAGAGGAGAAGUGCAUCAAUUCUGAAAGUUCUGGAAAGGAAUCCCCAGUAAACUGCGAAAAGUUAGACCGCAGUCUCAUGAUGCCAGAUUCUGUUUCCAUAUUAAAAAUGAAUUCAGAUACCAAGGAUUGUGAUUACUUCUCAUCCAAGGAACCUAAAGAUUUCGACGAAAAUGGUGAUUCCCCUUUGCUCUGUGGAAAUAAUGAUUUAGCUUCAACUGGAAAUGUGAUUCAUAAUUUCGUUGGAAGGCUUCAAAUUCUUGAGGCAGACCUGAGUUUCCUUGAGCAUAGUAUGAACUUACUAAGCAAUGGAGAUGAAGGACUUAAAUUGUUAAAGGAAAUAGCUGAUCAUCUGCAACAGUUACGUCGAAUCGGGAUUAGAGAAAUUGAUCAACAAGAUGUUUGAUGUUGUAUUUAAGAUUCAUAGAGCAGUGCUCAGUGAUCAGGAGGAAGGUAAAUUGUACAUUAGUAAACCAGGUUACCAGAGACUGGUUGCAACUGUACAGUAACAAUAGCUUAUUGCUUCCACUCACAAAAUAAGGUAAAAUAGAAACAGGAUUUCAAAUUAUAUAUGGAGAGCUUUUUAUUUAUUUAUUUUGUUUUUCAUUUGUCCCCUGCAUUUUUUUUUAUUUGGGGUUAGCUUUCAUGGAGCAUUUUGCUCCACUGAGUUUGCAUGGUUUUCAUGUAGGAUAAAAUUUUUAUACUUCAGUUUUGACAUUUGUAAAAGAUAACAUGUACGUAAGAGUGAUUGUUUUGUGUAUCUCGCGUAUUCUUGUAUCAAUGUGAGUAUUUUAGAGAAGUGUGACCUAAAAUUAGUAUGCUAUGUAUUGUUGUUUUCACGUGGACAAAUCAUGUUAAUACACGUGAUACUAUCGUUUGCUUUGA
Messenger RNA from Arachis stenosperma, 3271 nucleotides. Its product is annotated as myosin-binding protein 3-like. The transcript is spliced from 4 exons. The record is from RefSeq and is a predicted model, not a curated record. Gene Ontology annotation, molecular function: myosin binding. Bases 282 to 2792 code for a protein of 836 amino acids. Lineage: Eukaryota; Viridiplantae; Streptophyta; Magnoliopsida; Fabales; Fabaceae.